Molecule: messenger RNA, 537 nt
Organism: Vigna unguiculata (cowpea)
Lineage: Eukaryota; Viridiplantae; Streptophyta; Magnoliopsida; Fabales; Fabaceae
Source: RefSeq, a predicted model, not a curated record
AUGCCGUUUGGUGUGACUAACGCCCUCGCUUUUUUCAUGGACUACAUGAACCGAAUCUUCAGGCCAUUCCUGGAUAAGUUCGUGGUGAUUUUCAUAGAUGACAUCUUGAUUUACUCACAGACUCCAGAGGAACAUGCAGAGCAUCUGAAGAUAGUUCUAAGCAUACUGAGGGAGAAGCAGUUGUAUGCAAAACGGUCAAAAUCGGCUCAAGGCAUAGCAGUAGAUCCGUCUAAAGUAGAAGCUGUGCUAAAUUGGGAACGCCCUAAGUUAGUGACUGAAAUAAGGAGCUUCGUGGGGCUGGCAGGUUACUAUAGGAGAUUCAUUGAAGGAUUCUCCAAGAUAGCAGGACCCUUGACCCAGUUAACCCGCAAGGAUCAACCUUUUGCUUGGACCGACCGGUGUGAAGAGAGCUUUCUAAAGCUAAAGCAAAAGUUGACUGGCGCUCCAGUGUUGGUGCUUCUCAUCAGGAUUGGGAUGUGUUCUGAUGCAAGAAUGGAGAGUGGUGGCAUACGCCUCACAACAGUUGAAGAAUCAUGA